Rhizophagus irregularis DAOM 181602=DAOM 197198 is the source of this 1548-nucleotide messenger RNA. The record is from RefSeq and is a predicted model, not a curated record. NCBI's taxonomy places the organism in Eukaryota, Fungi, Glomeromycota, Glomeromycetes, Glomerales, Glomeraceae.
GUUGUUUUGGCAGCAUCGAUAUGUACAAAAGGCGGAAAAGCUGUGAUCUCUCGUCAAUUUCGCGAAAUGCCACGCGCUAGAAUAGAAGGUCUUCUUGCAUCUUUUCCUAAGUUGACGAGCGCUGGACAGCAGCAUACUACAAUUGAGACUGAACAUGUUCGUUAUGUUUAUCAGCCUCUUGAUGAACUUUACAUGGUUCUUAUUACCAAUCGUCAAUCCAAUAUCUUGCAAGAUAUUGAUACCUUACAUUUAUUUGCUCGUGUGGUAUCUGAUGUUUGCCGAUCGAAUGACGAAAGAGAAAUUUUGAGAAAUAGCUUUGAGUUAUUGAGUACUUUUGAUGAAAUUGUUUCAUUAGGUUAUCGAGAAAAUGUUAAUUUGGCACAAGUCAAGAGCAUCACAGAAAUGGAAAGUCAUGAAGAGAAGAUUCAAGAAAUAAUAGCAAGAAAUAAAGAACAAGAAGCUAAGGAAGAGCUCAAGAGAAGGGCUAAGCAAUUGGAAAUGCAGAAAAAGGAAAUGCUUAAACGUGGUGGUGGUACAUCUUUUGGAAGUAGCUUCGUUCAAUCAAUUAAUAGACCCUCUUCAUAUGCUGAACCGCAAGUUCAAACGACUUUCGAUGAUAGUAUACGUUCAUCAUAUAGUAGGUAUGAUAUCGAUUCACCCACUCCACCUUCAUCUAAAACUAAGGGUAUGCAGCUUGGACGUAAACAGAAGGGUGCUGAUUUAUUCGAAGCUGUUAAAAAUGAAGUUGGUUUUGAAGAAGUUACUGAGAAGCAGCCCAAUGUCAGGACGUCGACUUCUAUUUCAAAAGUUCACAUAGAAAGUGUACACGUUACAAUCAUGGAAAAGAUUUCUUUGCAAGCUAACAGAGAUGGAGGUUUAGAAAGCUUGGAGGUUAAAGGUGACCUAGAGUUAACUAUUUCCGAUCCAAACUUGACAAAAAUUAAGAUGUCUGUUCGUGCUGAUGAUGAGAGUGCAGUGCAAUUUAAGACUCAUCCUUAUGUCGAUAAGAAGCUAUUUUCAAGUGAUAGCAUUAUUGCUUUGAAGAAUUCCACCAAAGGAUUUCCUGUCAACCAACCAUUAGGUGUACUAAGAUGGCGUUAUAUUACUAAAGACGAAACUGUAAUUCCAUUAUCAAUAAAUUGUUGGCCUUCUCCGUCUGGUGAUGGAACAUUCGAUGUUAAUAUCGAAUAUGAAUUAGAGAAUGAUGAACAAGAAUUUAAAGACGUAUUAAUAUCUAUUCCUUUACCUUCUGGAGGAAAUCCUGUUGUUGGUGACGUGGAUGGUCAUUAUGAAGUAAAUCGUCAAGCAAGAACUUUAGACUGGCAGUUGCCUAUUAUUGACGCUUCUAAUAAGCAAGGCUCUUUAGAGUUUAAUAUUGCGGGUGAUGAUGUAAACGCUUUUUUCCCUGUUAGAGUGUCAUUUAUUAGCGAAAAAAUGUUUUGUGAUGUAGACGUAAGUGCUUUGGAAGUAACUCUUAUUGAAACGGGUGCACCUGUGACUUUUUCCAAAGAAAAGCUUUUAACAGCUGAAGAAUAUAAUGUUGUGUAA